This is a messenger RNA of Cynocephalus volans (Philippine flying lemur), 2885 nucleotides long. RefSeq names its product Ly1 antibody reactive (gene LYAR). Gene Ontology annotation, cellular component: nucleolus. The transcript is spliced from 9 exons. The record is from RefSeq and is a predicted model, not a curated record. Gene Ontology annotation, biological process: rRNA processing; negative regulation of transcription by RNA polymerase II. Gene Ontology annotation, molecular function: DNA binding. Lineage: Eukaryota; Metazoa; Chordata; Mammalia; Dermoptera; Cynocephalidae. The coding region runs from base 176 to 1351 and encodes 391 amino acids.
CUGAGGCGUGAAUUCUGCGCGGAGAAGCUCGGGAGGAAGGUGGCGGUUACGCUGGGAGGGUGGCAGCGGUUCCACGUGCUUCCCGCGGCCGGUUGAAACCGUUGGCUGGCGCUGGCUGGGAGGAUAAGACUUAAAACCUAUCUUGGAUAGAGAAUAUCUAAUCAUUUGGCUAAAAAUGGUAUUUUUUACAUGCAAUGCAUGUGGUGAAUCAGUGAAGAAAGUACAGGUGGAAAAGCACCUGACUGUUUGCAGAAACUGUGAAUGCCUUUCUUGCAUUGACUGUGGUAAAGAUUUCUGGGGCAACGAUUAUAAAAACCACGUGAAAUGCAUAAGUGAAGAUCAGAAGUAUGGUGGCAAAAGCUAUGAGGGUAAAACCCACAAAGGCGAUAUUAAACAGCAGGCAUGGAUUCAGAAAAUAAAUGAAUUAAUGAAGAGACCCAGUGUCAGUCCCAAAGUGAGAGAACUUUUGGAGCAAAUUAGUGCUUUUGACAAUGUUCCCAGGAAGAAGGUGAAAUUUCAGAAUUGGAUGAAGAACAGUUUAAAAGUUCAUAAUGAAUCUGUUCUGGAGCAGGUGUGGAACAUCUUCUCUGAAGCUUCCAGCAGUGAGCCAGUCAGUAAGGGGCAAGAUCAACAGCCACUUGACCAAGUGGCAAAUCUGUGUGUAGAAACCUCCACCAAGGAUCCCUCCUCCAAAGCGAAUGAUGCCCCAAAAGGGCAAGCAGAGGUGAAAAAGAAUAAAAGAGAAAGGAAGGAAGAACGGCAGAAGAAUAGAAAAAGAGAAAAGAAAGAACUCAAAUUAGAAAACCACCAAGAAAAUUCAAAGAGUCAGAAGCCUAAGAAGCGCAAAGGGGGACAGGAGGCUGAACUUGCACCUGGAGGCGGGGAAGCCCCCGAGGCCAACGGCUCUGUGGGGAAGAAAAGCAGGAAGAAGAGGAGCAAGAGCCAGAGCGCAGUGGAGGCUGGGAGCGCGGGACCCAGGGAAGGCGCUGCCAAGGGAGAGGCAAAGACGGCUGCAGGAAGCAGCAAGCGGAAGCACUCGGAGGUUGAAACAGAUUCUAAGAAGAAAAAGAUGAAGUUCCCAGGACAUUCUGAGGGUGGAGAACUGGAAGACCACGAGGCUCCUGCAAAAGGUAAAUUCAACUGGAAAGGAACUAUUAAAGCAAUUCUGAAACAAGCCCCUGACAACGAAAUAGCAAUCAAAAAGCUAAGGAAAAAGGUUUUAGCUCAGUAUUACAUAGUGACGAAUGAACAGCACAGAUCCGAAGAGGAACUCCUGGUCAUCUUUAAUAAGAAAAUCAGCAAGAACCCCACCUUUAAAUUAUUAAAGGACAAAGUCAAGCUUUUAAAAUGAACAUUUCCGUAUCUAAAAAUCGAAUCCAUUUUGUUGACUUCUUCCUUUCACUGCUGUUUAUAAAACGUGUAACGAGUUACAACUCCUCAAAUUUUGUUUUCCAAAGCUGUAUUUUUAAGUUAAGGAAAAAUAUAUUUUUGGUAGAACUUUUAUGAAAAAAUAAAUUAUAUUCUUGUCCAAGAUCCUAAGUUUGUGGUAGCAAAAGUUAUUGUACUUUAAAAAAUACUUUUAUGUGGGAAAUUUUUAAAAAUGUAGUAGAGUGACUAGUCAAAAAGUAAUUCUUCCGUUGAUCAGACUAAAAGUAUUUUUAAGCAUAUCAUUUUUAUACAUUUUAGAGAAGAGAUUUUUUUGUGCUUUUAUUUUUUGUGUUGUUAAAAUGUGCAAGUGAAUUGUUUGGUCCAGGAAUGGUGGGGACAAAAGUCUUUUCUAUGUGCUAAUCCUCAUUUACCCAGAAGUUGUGCUCUUUAGAGGGGGCUUCUCUGCAACAGUCUAGCCCAUCCACACUGUGGCCUAGUCUGCCUUCAGCCACAGACAGACUUAGGAAUGCGGCCUGUGUUGGGCAGCAGUAGGUACAGGGAAAUAGCUCACGUGAGCCUGAGUCCGUUCUUUAGCUGAUUGCUGCUCCAGUGCUCGGACUGGAUUGAAACACUUUCAGAAAUGGUCUUCCGAGUCCUAGUUUACUGUGCUGGAGGAAAGCUGUGUGCCACCUCUUUUUGAUAGUUGAGUAGGUUUUACUCAAAUCUUUUAAAAGCUGGUAUUUCUAGUAAGAAUCACCCCUCUGACCAGUAUCAUUCAUACCUCAUCCUGCAGGUGAAAGCAAGACUAGGCCAUGGAACAAGUGUUAAAAGGAUGAGGAGGGGGAGGAGUAGCAGGAGGAGGGUCCAGAGCUGGGAGGAGACCCUGCCUGCACCUCUGAGUGCCCGGGUGUGCCCAACAAGCCAGCUGAGCCAAGCAGCACUCUGUGUUCAGUUAUGAUUUGGGGAAUGAACAGGACAUAGGCUUGAGUCAGGUCCUGGCUCUGUCCCUUAUUGGUUCACCUCUCUGAACCUCACUUUUUCCACCUGGAGAGUAGAACUAGUAAAGGGCCCCCUCGGGUUGUGAGUGAACGAACUAGUUCCUGUCAAGUGUACAGCACCAUUCCUAACACCAAGUAGAUAGAUGCUUGCUCAGUGGCUGCUGUCACUACUGUUAUUGUUCACAGUAACCAUUUUUGAACCAUGAGAAGCUUUAGACAUUCCAGAAAGCAAAGGGAAACAUGGGAAAUGCAGCUUGACCUAGACCAUAUACCUAAUUAGGGAUGAAACCAGAACGCAGCUGGGACUCCCAAGUCCGGUACGUCUUCCUACUGCAGCGCUCCAGGGAGCAGAAGUGGACUCGCUGUGCCUCAGUGCGCGUGGGGAGACGCAGAGCUACCGUGAGGGUCACGUAAUGAUGGACAGGUUCUACAGUAUUUCAAAAUGUGUAUUGGUUUUCAUUUUUCUGUCAAAACUGUCAGUUUUACUGUGAUGCCUUUGAGGCAAAGUUUGGCAAAUGU